AUGGGUGGCCGAGGAUCAAAAAGACAACAACAAUAUUACGAACCAAGUUACGGAAUGGGCUCCUAUGGUACUUAUUAUGACCCCUAUGGUUAUCAAACUGGUGGUGGAUAUGGAGACAUUCCAAGAUACACAGUAACAAACUACGGUGGGUAUGGAGCUUCACCUAUUGGUCAAGUCGGUUACGGUAGUCUCCCACCAAAAAUCCGUGCUAUUUUCAUUCCUCAAAUGGGUGGUCAACAAUCUUGCGCUCCCCAACAAAUGCCAAUGAUGCCACCACCAAUGCCUUCUGGAGGUUGUGGUGGUCUCGGAAGCUAUGGUGGAGGAGCAUCCUUUGGUGGAUCUAGCGGUGGAUUCGGAGGCGGUUUAGCUUCUUACGGUAGUGGAUUCGGAGGUGGAAUGGGAGGCGGAUUCGGAGGUGGAAUGGGAGGAGGGUUCGGAGGUGGAAUGGGAGGAGGAUUCGGAGGUGGAAUGGGAGGAGGAUUCGGAGGUGGAGCUCCAUGCCCAAUGAGUGCUGCCAUGGGAUUUGGCGCACCACAACCACAACAAUUUCAAAUGCCAAUGCCAAUGCCUCAACCAAUGCCAAUGCCAAUGCCAAUGCCAAUGCCUCAACCAAUGCCAAUGCCAAUGCCAAUGCCAAUGCCUCAACCAAUGGCUCAUCCAAUGCCAAUGCCUCAACCGAUGCCCAUGCCAAUGCCUCAACCAAUGCCCAUGCCAAUGCCUCAGCCAAUGCCACAACAACCCCAACAACCUGCUGGCGGACGUAUGAUUUGUUGCUGUUUCCCAGCUCCUAAUUAG
This is a messenger RNA of Rotaria socialis, 795 nucleotides long. The record is from the annotation of a GenBank genome assembly. Lineage: Eukaryota; Metazoa; Rotifera; Eurotatoria; Philodinida; Philodinidae.